GCCUCUCGCAAAGUCGACAAAUUGUACUUGCGCCCAGCCCACUCUCCGCGUUACAGUCAACGACGAUCACAAUCCGCGAUCAAAUGGUACACCCGAGUCAAUUCGAGUCUCAUUAAAACACUUUCUACCAACGUUCUCGAGGCCAUGAAGCCGACCUCCGCAAAAGAAUCUUUCCUUCGGUUGUCUCCCGUAUGACCAUGGUUGUAGCGAUACCCGCGAAUCUUCAAUCCGAAUCUUGCUCGCCAUGCUCUCAGAGUCCUCGGUCAGCAGUCGCAUAUCACUUAUCUCGGUCGAUCCCGCAGUUGCCAGUCAUAUAACCGGUGGUUCGGGAAGUACAACCCUCCCGACAACAUCCCAUUAUGGCUCGAGUUCGAGAAAGGCUGCAAGAACUCCGGACAUCCAGAGGCUCCGUGGACAUGCUAGGAAUGUAUCUGCACCGAGUACGAUUGGGAAGAAGAGAUCAAAUUCUCUAAAGCGAGUCAAGAACAGUACCGAGGUGCUGCGGCAGCGCUCGAUCAGGUCGUCAAAAAGAACAAAAGAUCCGGAAGCAGCCUCAGAUAACCGGACGGGUCGCAAUUUCACCGUUGGCAAUGUAGGAACUGGAGGACUGCUAUAUCUGAAACCAUCCGCACGGCAUGGCCCUCCUCGCGCGCCUGCAUCCCAGGUGCCGUUGACCACGCCGGCUACAGCACCUGCUUUACUUGGAAAUAGACAUCAGAUUACGUCAAGCGGGAAACCAUUGUCGAAUCCUUCAGUCACCUCCCUUCCACGUUCGGCUUCUCCCGAUCGCUCGACCGAGUUUCUGGACAGAGGUGCGGCACUGUCGAGUCAUGGUCGCGCGCAAUCUUUCUCAACCGUGGAGGAAAGUCGCCAGUCGUUGUCUGCAGCAAAGUCCAAAACUGUCCGGAUUGUCAUUCAUAGGCCUGAGCCUGCGCGACCCAAGACGGCUCGCGGACCCGCGGAUGAGCAUGCCAAAGAGACUUUGCCCACAUUGGCGGUACCUAUCCCUCACUAUCGCAUAGGCAGUUUCCGCUUUAGCAGCCACGGUACACCUGUUCUGCGCAAUUCCUCCUAUACUGUCACACCUUCGGAUGUCACACCCACAGCGGCGACCUUUCAAGCUGACAACUAUUUCGGCGCGCCUCCAGCUUCGAGUCUUAGAGCAUUUGCUAGGCUCGAGGCUGCGCAGUCAGACCAAAGGAAAACACGGCCGCAUACUAAAUCCCAGCUCACAACGUCCUCACAAUCGAGCUCGAGCUCGACUUCCACUGCCGCUACUUCGAUUCAGCCCGAGUUAUUUGAUGAUCUGACUGCGAUAUAUGACGACCCUUCGGUUGUUCGGUAUACCCACAAUGUGAGGGAGAUCACUGCUGCCACGCCAGCCCGAAUCGUGGCGCAGAUAUCGUCCGACUCGUUCAUGGACUACGAACUUGUGUCUGAUUUCUUUCUGACCUUCCGAUCUUACAUGUCCACCUAUACCGUCUUGGAUCUUCUGCUUGCACGAUUACGUUGGGCUAUCGGUCGUUUGGAGGAUGAUGGACGCAUUAUCCGCGUUCGAGCUUUUGCUGCCCUUCGACAUUGGAUCCUAAACUAUUUUAUGGACGACUUCUAUGCCGAUCGUCGGCUGCGAAUACGCUUUUGCUCCGAGGUAAACAGAUUAUACGCCGAUGUGAGAGCUAGCCCAGAGAAUGGUUUUAGUGACCUCAAACUCUUGCGCGACCUAAAACGUUGCUGGAAUGGCAGAUGCUCGCUAUGCUGGAACCCAGAAGACUUUGAACUAGACGGUGACCAAGAGGAGGACAUCCAGCCCGGUGGGGUGGCUGAGACCAGGGACUCAUCCGUACCGCCAUUCGGGGUCCGACUCUUCGAUGAGCGCUCGGAGUCGCCACAGACGGAAGUCUUAAGAGGGCCAUAUCACAGCUGGUUUGAAGCUGACCCGAUUGGGGUUCAACCUCAAAUUCGUCAACAGACGACACCUCACGAUCAGAUCGCAGUUUCCCCAAUGAGCGACGGCAGCCUCCAGGCUCACUCAUGCUUCCCCACCAAAAGUCUUCGUCGCCCUUUCGCGGCUAUCGAUCCUGCAUCGCAAGGGCCACAUCCCGUGUCUGUUCAAUUCAGGCGCAAGAAUGCUCCAGCGAAUUUGCAGGUGGUCACCCAGCAGACUCUCGCACCUAGGUCCUUGGGUCACAAAAGAGGGGCAAGCUCGAUUGAUAGUAAUCGCGAGCCUACUCCACGGAGGGCAAGUGUUGAUACUCCGGCCUUUUUCAUUGAGGACAGCGAUAUCAUUCGUGGACGACUAUACAGUCCCAGCGCCCCGUUCGUGCAGAUUGUGACCUCAGAUUCGACACAAUCACUAGACACAACUACUAACGCCGUCCCAGCAGGAGCUGCCAGAAAGGUUCCCGGAACUCAUACGCCUCCACAGCCUGUCGCGCGAAACCUCUUUGGGUCGCUAAGAAAGGUCCUGGGGAAUAAGCACGGACAGAUUGACGUGGCAGUAUUAACAGUCUCACAGUCUGCACAAGACAUGCCGACACAAGCCCACAAAUCAUCAUUGCCUCUCAAUGUUUCGAAGUCACAUGAUGAGCUGCGAAGAAAACCUGGCACCCUGAUCGCAAGAAAAGGUGAAGUGCGCAUCGAUUUGCUGUGCGCGGCAGUCUGCCAGAACUACGAGACGAAAUUUCCCACAAAGCAUCAGGUCCACUAUAGUGCCUUGCUUCCGCGCCAGCAGCCUGAAUUCGAUGAAGAACAGAUGAAGACUCCACGGAUGGCUAGUCAUGCAACGGCUCAGAGUGGUUCGAUACUAAUCGUCGAUGAUACUGGCCUGGAUCUGCCAUCAAUGUCAGGCGCCUUGGUGGGAGCAGACCACGACCGGUUGGGUCUGCAGUCUGCAGCAGCGCCAGCUCUGAGCAUCCACGAGUCUGACAGUGACGACCUCUUGGAGCGUGGAGGUAGUGUCGAUGCCGUCGCCACUCAAAGAAGCUCAGAUGUGCUUGGUGACGUGAUGGGCCUACCAUCCGCAGAUGACAGCGAUGAAACCAUGGAGAAGGCUGUGAACAUCUACAACCUGGUCACGCAAGUCUCUAAAGAUGAGCUUGACACGAAGCAGGAGGAGGAAAGACCUGCUUCACCCAUCAUUGCGAGUCCAGCAACUGUUCGUGGGGUCGAGAAGUCGUUGGGAGGUCCUCAAACAGAAGUGCCCAGUGACGAAGUGGCCGAACUGACUUCCAGGACGGACCAAGUCGAUGUUGAAGAUCAAGAUUCUGAUGACUCUGAGUCGGAGGUCGAAAGCAAGGUACCAGCUCAUACCCUUAGGAGAAGGCCUGGAGGCGACCUCCGUCGGGCUGAGAAUGCCCAAGAUCUCGAUCAUACGCUCCGACAUGCAUCUAUCGAUACCGCCAGUGUGUUGUCCGAUUGCCCUGACGACUCUUUACUUAUUAUGCGCGCUCAAGCCCGGCGUCACUCGGAAAGUGGCCCUCCCACGAGGAAGCCAAUUUCGAUGAUCAACACGCACUCCUCUCAACACCUGCGUCCUUCCUUCGAAGCUGCGGUGGCCGGAUUCUCAGCUAUCCCAGAUGACGAUGAUGGUGGAUUGGAGGCCACACUGCUGAAAUUGGAGGGUAGAUAUGAGGAACAGUCACCGCCACUUGAGCAGUAUCCAGACGACAUGACUGAGAGGCGAAGAUCACUCCCGGAUCUCAGCAUCAGAUCUCGACAGGAUCCUGGCGAAGGUUUCUUACCAUCUUCUGACGCUCAUGAGGUCUUUGAUGGGCGAGUAGGACAAUUGAUUCGAGAGACGGUGGAGGAAGUCAAUCCAAAUGCAUCGUAUGAGGAAAUCCCCACUCGACAUGGCGACGCCGUAGGAAAGAAGGCCACAUCUUCUCGAAGAUCGUCAAUAUACGGUCUGCCCACGGAAUCUGUCAUUGACUCGGAAGACUCUUUUGGAUCCACGCCAUUGCUGAAACGCGAUGCAGCUCACGAGAGCUCUGCCCAGCCAGCGGCCCUGGAGCAUAGUGCACAAUCACCAACCAUUGCACCCGGUUACUUUCCACAGGAUCCUCCUCAGUUGUUUCAUCUGCCUAAAGGUCCUCCUCCCAGUGGCGCCAGAUUACGGCACAGCUACACUCGUCCAGAGACGGCAAAUGACAGUAAUCACUCUUUCCUCUUGGACGAGGACGAAAAUUUGUCUGAUCUUUCGUCGGAGAUAUCCGUCGAUAUCAUCAAUUACUCUGAAGUUGCAGGUCGGUCUAUCUCACCUAUGCUCGCGGCUCCUGGUACCGCCAUCUCCGGCCUUGAGAUACCUGCGCAUCCUUUGACAUAUGCUUCUGUCGUGAAUCUGCAGGUUCCUGACUUCGAUCCAAUUUCCGAAUCAGUACCACAGAGGAGCAAUGCGAACACGAACAAGCUACAAGCCUCGUCUACCGCACAUCAGUAUUCUCAAGCUCGUAAACUUUCCAUCUCUCAACAGGUACCAAGAAUGCCGGCCGGUCCGGCACACCUCCCCUUCGUUCUUGCCUGCGAUUCGCAACUUCUUGCCCAGCAGAUGACGCUGGUCGAGAAGUCGGCGCUGUGUGAAAUUGAGUGGAUUGACCUGGUAGAGAUGCGCUGGAACAAUAAAGCCGCCACUGUCCUGGAUUGGGUCGAUUGUCUGACCAACGAGUCGAUUAGGGGUAUCGAUCUGGUCAUUACCCGCUUCAAUCUUGUCGUCAAAUGGACCCUGUCGGAGAUUGUUCUCACUCAAGAUAUCCAUGAGCGAGCUCGCGUUAUCACCAAGUACAUCCAUGUUGCUGCCCAUGCUCGAAGGCUGCAUAAUUACGCAACCAUGUUGCAACUCACGAUAGCGCUGACAUCAACGGAUUGCACACGACUUACGAGGACCUGGGACAUGGUAUCAGCACCAGACAAGUCAUUGCUCAAACAUAUGGAGGCCCUCGUCCAGCCCAUCCGCAAUUUCCAUGAUCUCCGACUGGAAAUGGAAUCAGCCGAUCUCAGUGAUGGCUGUGUUCCUUUUAUUGGUCUCUAUGUCCACGACUUGACUUAUAAUGCUCAGAAGCCUUCUCAUAUCCCUGGUGGACGUGGGACGGAGUCUCUGAUCAAUUUUGAACGUUAUCGAACUACGGCGAUCAUUGUCAAAGGACUUUUGAGACUAAUCGACGCCAGCUCAAAGUACACCUUUGACCCGGUUCCGGGCGUCAUCGAACGGUGUCUCUGGUUGGCUGCACUUGCGGACGAUCGCAUCCGAGGUGCAAGCAAAGCUUUGGAGCCAUGAUGGAUUUAACGUUAUGGUAUAUUGGAUAAUCAGUUUUCUAUGGUUUGGUUUUAUCUUCCAGCACUUUCAGCGAUGGCGUUUUAUCAGCAGCGCAACCCGUUUUGGAUAUUGUCCAUACUUUUGGGGGACAUUGCA
Messenger RNA from Exophiala viscosa, 5404 nucleotides. Its product is annotated as gdp/GTP exchange factor. Lineage: Eukaryota; Fungi; Ascomycota; Eurotiomycetes; Chaetothyriales; Herpotrichiellaceae. The transcript has 3 exons. Gene Ontology annotation, cellular component: plasma membrane. Gene Ontology annotation, molecular function: guanyl-nucleotide exchange factor activity. The record is from RefSeq and is a predicted model, not a curated record. Gene Ontology annotation, biological process: Ras protein signal transduction; positive regulation of GTPase activity. Bases 245 to 5269 code for a protein of 1674 amino acids.